UCUCUCAAACUUUCUCCACUCUGCACUGUACCCUCCGGCACUUUAAUCCAGGCCUGUUUGUUUAUUUAUUUCUAUAAUAUAUAUAUUUUAUUACUUCUUUUUUUUUCAUUAACUGUAGUUGUUCUUGUAGCUCAAGCACAGUUAUUGAUACAUUUAUGACGAGCUGGUCAUUUUGAAGAUUUCAGCACGAGUGAAGUUUGGUAUGACAACAUGAAUUCACCUUACACAGCUGUGCAGUAUUACCCAGAGUUUCCCUUUCACCGACUCAGGGACCCCUCAUCUUGUUUGUCCUGGAGAGAGAGCUCAUUCCUCACCACCAUGUCCCAGAAUCAGUCAGCACAGACAAGUGACUUCUUCAGCCAAGAUGUAUUCAACCAACUGUUUGAUAUGCUGGACCAAUCUGCUAUUCACUCAGUCCAGCCCAUUGAGCUGAAUUUCACUGAGAGGCCAACAGAUGGAUCUACAGGAAACACCAUUCAGAUCAGCAUGGACUGCAUAACCAUGCAUGAGCCAGAUGAGAUGCAUUCUGUAAGGGGCCUGUGCUCUCUUGAACUGGUGAUUAAUGACUCCACCCCCACCACCCACUUUCCUCUGCACCCAAAGAGGGGCGUGGUGGGGUGA
This is a messenger RNA of Stegastes partitus (bicolor damselfish), 621 nucleotides long. Its product is annotated as tumor protein 63-like. NCBI's taxonomy places the organism in Eukaryota, Metazoa, Chordata, Actinopteri, Pomacentridae. The transcript has 4 exons. Bases 211 to 621 code for a protein of 136 amino acids. The record is from RefSeq and is a predicted model, not a curated record.